AUGGCGGUGCCUAGACAGGUGUCCAACCGCGGUGUGCUGCGCGAGGAGGCGGGAGGUUCCGCGGACUCGUCGGUCACUGCGCGGACGCCCGUGCCCCCAGUGUCGCCCGGGUCCCUAGAAAGGCUUGUGUCGCCCGCACAGGUCACCGAGUCGCCGGGGAAGAACCUGUGGGAGCAGAUCUGCGAGGAGUAUGAAGCUGAGCUACCUACCCUUCCAGAAGGAUAUAAAGUGAAACAGGAAGCUGCCGUUACAGUGAGCUCGGUCACACCAUUGGAGGAACUGGUUCCUCAUGGCUUCAACAUGGAGCACUACUUCCCAGUCCACUCGUUCCCGGUGGUGCCUCCUGUGCCUUGUCCUCCCAAGAAGACAGAGACGGUGGAGCCCAAGACCUGUUCCCCCAAAGAUUAUUUGGAAAUGUUCAUCUUUCCAGUUCUGCUCCCUGGAAUGGCCAACCUGCUUCACCAAGCAAAGAGAGAAAAGUGUUUUGAGAGGAAGAGAACCAAGUUCAUUGCCUGCGACUUCCUGACUGAGUGGCUGUACAACCAGAAUCCAAAGCGGGCAGGGGAGCCGUGCACGGAAUUCUUCUCCAUUCCAUUUGUAGAGGAAUGGCUCAAGCACCACCCCCGGCCACCAAUCCCCCUGUCCCUGUUACUGACAGAAGAAGAAGCAGCAAUCAUCAUCCAGUCCUUCUGGAGAGCCUAUCUGGUUCGCUGUGACCCUGAGAUUCAGGAGCUGCGGCAGUGGCAGAAGAAGCUUCGUGAGGACAAGCACAUCCGGCAGCGUGUGAAGAUCUUCUGGGCCAAACAAGAGCAGAAAUUGAAAUGUAAAAUGGACGACGAGGAAGUGCCUGCUGCCUCUGGACCACCUCCUUAACUGACGCCAGUCCUUCCAUGCCCAAACUGCACAUUCCCUUAGUGUGGUGGACACAGAACCUUCUCACACAGACCGGGUUUGUUGCAGACGAGCUUAAGCGCAGUUUAGGAAAGCGUCCCUUAGCUUCCUGCCUUACCCCAAUGCUACUUUUUCCACCCGCUUCUCCACUGUGUCAGGAGGACCCUUCUGAGCCACCGCCACAGUUGACGUGCCUAGUGACGAUGUUCCUGUCACCAGUUUUCCCACUUUCGCCAAGGCCCGUAUUUUAAUUUAUCUCAAACCUCUGCGUUAGUUCUGUCUUGGUUUUGUCGUUGAAUUAACACGAGGCAAGGCGUGAGAACUGAGCUGUGUUUCCAGCUCAAGAAGAGACAGUCAUUGCAAAGGAUUUCCAUCGUCAAAGCCCCAGAAGUGUUACAGCAGCGUCCUGUUAAUUUAAUGGUCCUCAUCUGUCUAUGACCGCUGCUCAAGAGGGUUCUCUCAUCUGAAAGGCCCCAGACACAGGAAAGCCUCCUUGGUAGUAUAAGACUGUUUGACAAGCUACCACACAUCUUAGGUAAAUAGUAAAGCCUUUAUUUUCUUGUUAAGAACAGCAUUUUGAAAAUAAAACCUAUCUGCCCAUGCUUAACAACUUUUUCAAUCUGUGAUAUUUAUAUGUACAUACUGAUUGUCUUGAAAUUUCCCAAACAAUUUUGUUCAUAAGUAUGCAAGUCAGCCAGGGUGGGGGAAGAGUGAGGGUACAUUAUAAAAUACACAUUAAUACAUUUAAUAAAUAUAUAUUAUCUAUCAAAAAAUGAGCCAUAGCUCUUUAUGAAUAAAAAGCACCUGCCAGGGGCUCUCAUGGGCUCAUAUGGUUGCCACAUCCUUGGAUGUGUAAAUACCAGCGUCCUCUUCUACUUUUCAAUUUGACAAACUCAAAAGACGACCCCUCUCACCCUGUCUGCACUUGUUUGCUGGCCUUGACCUCAUCUGUGUGGGGGUGGGGUGGACACCAACCAGAUCUUGACCUUGGAAACAGCUGACACAUGGGAGCCUGUCCCCUUUGCCAUUGUCCCGCCACCUUGGCAACAGACUCCAGAACACUGUGGGAUUUUCCUUUAGGAGACAGAGGAGCUGUCAUAGUCCCAACAAGGUGUUACUACCCUGGCAUGCUAGGUUGUGCUUACAGCUUGAGGUUAUUCACAGAUGACUUUCUAGACCAUUCCCCACUCUUAUACAGGUGCCAUGGAAGUCUGUCCUUCAGCCUCGUUCUGUCGGAAGCUGGCUGCAGUCUCUGGGUGGAGUUGCCUUGUGGUCCUCUUCAGGUGAACUUGAACUCAUCAGAAGAAUAGCGGACGUCUCCCUUCUCCCUUUGCUCCAACCUCCACCUCCCGUCUAAGAACAUUCAGCCCACCCUGAACCUUAAAUUAGCCAAGAUAAAACAAAGCCCAGAAGCGCAAUCACCUAUUGGGGUGGGAAAGAUUUAAAAAAAAAAAGCAAAACUGAAAGACCUCGCUAUGUGAGGCCUCCUGUGGCUCAGAACGGCCCUGUGUUUGCAGUGCAGAAAUGCUGCUUUCUGCACAGCUAUCAGGACGGUGCUCACCUUAUACGCGGACAACAAAGAGCUUAGAGAGAAAACCACCAAUCAUGUCAGCUUCUCCCUUCUGCAAGGGGGGAUUUUGCAGACCAAGUCACUGGUGACAUCAGAAAGCUCCAAAGGACUCCAGAGAGCGGGGGUGGGCAGCCACUUCCUGGCACAAGAAUGUGGAGCGCUGAUGUUUGUCGCCCGCCCGGCCCGAGGUGCUCGGAGAUUUCUUUGCAGAAGGCUGGAUAGUGCAUGCAAGAGCUUCCAGCCCCACGCAGCCCUGGCUUUCUUUCCCUCCAACCCCUCCUCAAGCUUCUAAGUUCUCAGCCCACCACAUGAUGGUCCUUAAACAUAAAGGACUGAUUCAAAUCCUCUGGAAGCAAGCACAUGCCUUGAAUGGGGGUGGGGCAUCCCAGAAGGGGGGAAGGGGAGACCUUUGGGUGCCAUGCUUUCUGGUUCCCAUGCAUGGUGAUGCACUAACUGUAAGGAAAACUUGCAGGAGAGCCAAGCACUAGCCAGACUGGCCUCAUCUCCCUAAGGCUCUGCAAAGACAGGGUAGGGCAGGGAGGGGAUACAGCAGAGACUGGGGUCUUGAGAAAAAUCAGAUUUAUUAAAACACUCAGCUCAGAUGUACUGGCUUAAGAGGAGGUCAGUCCCCACCCCCACCCCCAAA
Messenger RNA from Peromyscus californicus insignis, 3107 nucleotides. RefSeq names its product IQ motif containing K (gene Iqck). Gene Ontology annotation, molecular function: protein binding. Lineage: Eukaryota; Metazoa; Chordata; Mammalia; Rodentia; Cricetidae. The transcript is spliced from 9 exons. The record is from RefSeq and is a predicted model, not a curated record. Bases 1 to 873 code for a protein of 290 amino acids.